Molecule: messenger RNA, 2591 nt
Organism: Branchiostoma floridae (Florida lancelet)
Lineage: Eukaryota; Metazoa; Chordata; Leptocardii; Amphioxiformes; Branchiostomatidae
Exons: 13
Coding region: 186-1877 (563 amino acids)
Source: RefSeq, a predicted model, not a curated record
CAGUUGAGAACAAAUCCACACUGCUCCCUAAAGUUCUCAAUCUAUAUUAUUGAAUAAUUCAUCUAUAUAGUAAUCUCAGAUGAUUGGCCUACUUAGGGAAUAUCUACUUUCUAGCACUCAACACUUGUUAUCUUGUUACAAAUUGUAGGCUUGCUUCUGUCCUACUUAGUUUGUUAGCAACCAAGAUGGCGGUCGCCUUGAUGGAAAAAAGACCGCGUUCUCGUGGAAAAAUGCCCGUUUCUCAAGCCAGACGGGCGAUGCAAGAGGAGUUUCUGGCGUUACAGGCUGGAGACAGCGACGAUGAUGACUUUCUCGGCCCCUCCAUAGCAGACCAGAUGAGGGUCGGCUUCUUCAGUCAGGACCGCUCGUGUCAGACGGAACAUUCGGAGAUCGUGGGGCUGAAGCGGAUGACGGAGGUGUUAAACAACCUGGUGCAGGAUGCCCGCGCCCUCAGGAAGGACCUGCACUUCAGCAAGCAGGUUCUACAGGCAGACUACGAGGCCAAGUUACAGGCCAAGGCCCUGGAUUUGUAUUGUAGGGUCAACGACAAGUUGGAAGACCUGGAAAAGAUUCAUCUAGAUAAAAUGCAGGUUGUAAGGAAGAGCUUCAGACAACAACUUGCAGAUGCCAUGGUCAAAAUAGCCAACCAAUACAAGAAUUACUACAGUAGCAAGCUGAACCUGGAGCAUGCUAAGCAGUCCAAGGGAAAGAAUGCCAUGACAGAGAAGUACAAGGAACUGCAGGCUCAGAUCCAGAGGAACGAGUCCAUCAUUCAGAUGCUGCAGAUGCAACUCAAGGAGUAUCAGGAAAACGCUGAUGUGAAAGUGUUUAAUUAUGAGGAUUCGGAGGCCUCCAAGUCAGACGGGAAUGAACAGCAGGUCGAGGAGCUGAAAUUGGACAUUGCCAAGUUACAGGACAAGGUCGAUGACCUACAGGACACACUGGAGUCCAGAGAUGACCAGAUAGACAACCUCAAUGCUGAGAUCAGUCUUCAACAAGAUAAGCUGGAGAAGGAGAAGGCUGUGCAGGAAGAGUUGAGACAACAGAUUGAAGAGUUGAGGGCCCAGAUGGAAUCAGACAAGGCCACCAAUCGUGGAAUGCUGGAGAAGCAGCGGCUGGACCUGGAGAGACAGAUGCAUGAGCAGGUGAAGAAUGCCAAGUCCUCGGCCCUGUCGCAGGCGCAGCAGCUGGCCCGGGAGGCGGAGGAGGCCGAGAAACAACGACUGAGGGAGAUGGAGGCACAGAAGAGGAGACAACAGGAGCUCAUGGCCAAGCAAGAAGCAUCGAUGGCAUCCAACAGUAAUGCUGAGGAAGAGGUCAAGAGACUGAAAAAACUGGAGAUGAAACAGGCUGAGGAAAUUGCAAGAUUGAAAAAGGACCUGGACAGGACCAACCGUACCUGGGAGAAGAAGUUUGCUAUCCUCAAACAGAGUCUCCAUGCUCUGAAGGAUGAGAGUUACAUCAGACAGACUCUACAGAAGCAGGCGGCCACACUUCACCAUGCCACCAUCGCGUACAACACGGACGCACAACCGUCUGCUCCUCCCAGCCAACAGGGGCCCAGGAAACAGCCCGCUCCGCUCCCGCGGAUCCAGAAGUCUCGUUCAGCGAGCCGGACAAAUAACCGGAGAGAGCGUGAGCUGGAGAGACUGGAGAAACAUACCAACUCUGCACCCAGUGGGAGGGGCACCGAGGUCUUCUCUACUGCAGAGUCUGAUGUGGUUGGUUCCGACGAGGAUGUGGAUAUGGGUGGGGUGCUGCCCCUGCCCUCCCCACCCCCUCGUGCUCCCUCACAGUGCAGCGUCCAGGAGAUGGCCAGCCGACCUUCGACCUCCAGUCAUGUGGUGGUGCUACCCUCCGCAGAGCCUGUGCCGUGAUUGGACAAACUCAACAUCUUCGUUAUCUCAUCCACACCCCUAUACUAUAGGUCCCCUACUCAAAAAACAAAGACUCAGGCUCUCUUUAUAAUUUGUAAAUACAUCUCUCCUGAAAUUUGUCCAGUUAUAUAUAAUUAUACCCCAGUAUGCAAGCCAUACAUGUGUGUAUUAUGUUGAAGACUUCAGUGGCACUGUUUAUGUGUUAUGUAUAUGUUUAUCAUGAACUUUCCAAUGUAAAGACUGAGGAGUUGGUACGUUUCUUGGUCUUCCAACUUGGAUACAACAGAGAUUAGUUUUGAUGUCAAAAGGGUGGAUAAGAUCACAUUUGACUUGCGCAUUUCUCACAAAGGAUCCAUAUGUCAAUUUAGCCCAGUUUUCUCAGGGACAAGCACAAUUUGUAGCUGCCAAACAAAAGCACUUCAAAGUUCAUCUGUGUUGCUAGAAGUCAUUCAAGAUCAAUGUUUAACUGUACUUUCCAUCACAAAAAUUUGACUUAUCCAAAUUUUUGACUGGCCGACUUCAAUCUUUGUCAAGGGAUUUGUUGACAGUCCUUGACAGAGACUGAAGUUAAACAGUCAAAUUUUACCUCUCCUUUUGGUUUGCAUUGUUAGGUGCAUAUGACAACAGAUGACAUCAUCCGUGGAUGUAUCUUCAUGAUGUACAGUUUGUGGUGUUGUGUACAUAAUGUAAAUAAAGAAGUAGAAAGAAGCCACA